AUGUGGAGACCAACAUCACUCCUCGCGGCCGCGUUAGCAGUGGUGCCCUCGCAGGCGCUGCAUUUCUACAUGGAAGGGGCGCUUACAAAGUGCUUUUAUGAGGAAUUGCCAAAGGACACUUUAGUCGUGGGCCACUACCACGCCGAAGCCUGGGACGACCUCCACAAAACCUUCCUCACCAAACAAGAAGUCUCCGUGUACGUCACCGUCGAGGAAACCUUCGACGACAACCACCGCAUCGUGGCCCAACGCGGCAAGUCGGAAGGUCGCUUCACCUUCAGCGCUGCAGACAGCGGCCAGCACCGCAUCUGCGUGCAGCCGCAGAACGUGCAGAGCUCUGGUAGCGGGUGGCUCAAUGGCGGGAUUCAUGGCACCGUGCGGUUUACGCUCGAUAUGGCGAUUGGCGAGACGAGUCGGAUUGAGCGUGAGGAUAAGGAUAAGGUGGAGACGUUGGUGCAGAAGGUGCAGGAUUUGAAUAGCCGGUUGCAGGAUGUGCGGAGGGAGCAGGUGUUUCAACGGGAGCGAGAAGCCGAAUUCCGCGACCAAUCCGAACACACAAACUCGCGCGUCGUCCGCUGGACUCUUAUCCAACUCGUUAUUCUCGCUGUAACGUGCGUUUGGCAACUCUCGCAUCUGCGCGCCUUCUUCAUCAAGCAGAAGCUUACUUAG
Pyrenophora tritici-repentis Pt-1C-BFP is the source of this 669-nucleotide messenger RNA. Its product is annotated as EMP24-GP25L domain containing protein. Lineage: Eukaryota; Fungi; Ascomycota; Dothideomycetes; Pleosporales; Pleosporaceae. Gene Ontology annotation, biological process: endoplasmic reticulum to Golgi vesicle-mediated transport; Golgi organization; intracellular protein transport. Gene Ontology annotation, cellular component: COPII-coated ER to Golgi transport vesicle; endoplasmic reticulum; endoplasmic reticulum-Golgi intermediate compartment. The record is from RefSeq and is a predicted model, not a curated record.